GCCGGUUGUUGUGUUGUGUUGUGAAACUGUGUUUGCUGUUGUUCGCUCGCAAUGAUCUUAAUUAUUUUAUAAAUUUUAAAACUGUUAGUUGUAGUUUUAAUUGAGAUUUAAUGAGACUUAUGUGAUACAUGAUCUUGAAAGGACGACUUUGCUAAAUUACCGCAGGGAGCUUAAAUAUUUUGGAUUGUUUUACGUUUCUGACAAAGGAAGGCAGUAUGCAAGCACCAAAGCAAGAGAUAUUCAUACUCAACUGGGAGAUAUCCUUUCUAACCGAGAAACUGCAAAGGUUUACAAACGUCUACGAUAAAAUCGACCUCGCCACGUUGGAUGGCUUGAGCCGUUUGAUCGAUACCGUCGACGCCUUGCUGUCCAAGACUUCAUUUUCCCACCAGUGGAGCCCGGACGAAGAAGCCGAAGAUGCACAGAUCCUGAAAGGGUAUGAUCUUCAUCAUAGCAUCAACUGUAAGAACUGUGGCCGGUCCGUGAGAAUCAAGAGAUUCACUCUGCUGAAUCAUAUGAAAAAACAUGCACUCGACAAGAACAACACUUCGCUGGAUACAACACUCAGCGAUGAUGAUCAAGAACUGGCUGAUGCGCUUAGGGAUGUUCAACUGGAUGAAAAAGAUGAUACCAAUGAGGAACUUUACCAGUCGGAAUACGAUAUAGAUGCCAUCCUUGCGCAUAUUCACGGCACGAGCGAAACGACUGCAGUUGAAAAUUCUAAAGAAGAAUCGCCCGAUGGAUUGGCCAAGUCAAGCAGUGAUGAAGCUGAUGACGAGCCUCGACCCACAACCGUGGUAUCUGCAAAGAAUCCAACAUCUAAGCCCGGCAAACCAAAAACAACAAAAGCCAUGAAAAAGUCUGUAGAUUUGAAGAGUAAAUCAAAGAAAAUGCCGAAGCAAAAGGAACCGAAACGCGGAAAUCAUGUACCGGUUCGGGCCAAAAUCGGCGAAUACUUCACGGUUGGCAGCCUCCCCGACGUUAGGAUUGAGUUAGGCAAGAAAACUCGACAGUUCAUAGUGGAUGUAUUGCCAAAGACUCGUUUCGAGGUGCACGCCUCACGCCGAAGGGAGGUUACGGAUUCGCUUGCGCAUCGUCACAUUGUCCAGUCCUUGGAAAGUACCUUCCGGAAGCACUACCCGGGGGCGACGGUGUACCUCUUCGGAUCCCGCGUAACCGGUCUUGGAAACGAGUGCAGCGAUCUGGACAUUUAUCUCGACCUGGAGAACAACUACGACGGAACGCAACGGUACUCCAAGGAAACCUUGAAGUGGUUCGUGCAGUUUAGCGAGCAGGCUCUGCAACAUACGGGUCAGUGGAGCCGACUGGAGGCGGUGACCUCCGCGAGGACGCCCAUUCUGCGCGCUUGGAACACCAAGUACAAGAUCGACUGCGAUAUUUCGUUCACCCAUGGGCUGUCUCAUUGCAAUACGAGGCUGAUACAGUACCUGUUUGGGCUGCAACCGGUUUGUUGCUACGUAGCUCUCUACGCCAAAGAGUGGUCCCACAGCUUCAAUAUACCCUUUCUGAACACCUACACGCUGAUACUGCUUACUGUAUUCUACUUCCAAAAGCACAAUCUGCUUCCUUCCAUUUAUGAUUUGCAAAAAGAUAGCGAGGAGCCGUAUAUCGUAUCUCACUGGCAGGCGGAUUUCAAGAAGAAAUCCCUCGACGAACUGGGAAUUCCCCGCAUACCGGAGGACGAAAUCCAGAACCACCUGGUCGAUUUCUUCUCCUUCUACGGGUCGCAGUUCUGCUUCGAAACGCGCGUAGUGUGCCCCUUCCUGGGUUGGGCUCCCCAGAAGGAGGACUUCGACCCGCUGGAUUGCGAAAUUCCGAUGGAGAUGGAGACCUUGCAGCGGUACUACGACCGGCUGGAUUUCACGACGGCCCACCCGAUCUACGACCUGCUGUCGUACGUGAAACCGAUGGUCGUUCAGGAUCCGCUGGAGCUGAAUCACAACGUGGCCAAGGGGCUGAGCCCGGCCGAUGUCGAUCGGUUCCGGAAGUAUUGCGCACAUACGGCGGCUCUGUUGGACGAAGUUUUGCACGAAAAGUCUUGAAAGGGGGUGACACUUUUCGAUAUUUUCGUUUUUAUUAGUUUGACAUCUGUUGACAGACUUUAACGUUCAACGUUCAAUGUAACUAUUACACGAGUGUCACAAACGUAGAAGAGUGAUCGCUAGUACAAUCUGUCUCAGUUUCCAGUUUUAUAGUUUUUUUCAGUUAUCGGAUACUACCUGCCUAUCAUACUAUCGACUAUCCAAUGUAUUCUUGAACGUGCAAGAAUCAGUGACCUAUUAUUCUACACUUAUCAUUUACAUAUAAGCUUUUGAUGUUAAAAUUAAACGUUUGUAUAAAUAUUGUGUCGCUUUUUUGUAGUAAAAGAAUCGUUUAACAAGA
This is a messenger RNA of Aedes albopictus (Asian tiger mosquito), 2403 nucleotides long. RefSeq names its product terminal uridylyltransferase Tailor. NCBI's taxonomy places the organism in Eukaryota, Metazoa, Arthropoda, Insecta, Diptera, Culicidae. Gene Ontology annotation, molecular function: RNA uridylyltransferase activity. The coding region runs from base 216 to 2063 and encodes 615 amino acids. The record is from RefSeq and is a predicted model, not a curated record. The transcript is spliced from 4 exons.